AUGGACAGCUCGCGGAGCGAGCGUGCGGGUGCCGCGCUUGCACCUGCGCCGCGGCCCAUUGAUACAACGCGCAUCCUGAACCUCUUCGGCUACGUGGGUCCCGUGGCGUCCCUUAUGACGCACACGUUGUUCAGCCACAGCUACAGCGGCGGCGGCGCCGCCGCGGCCGCGCCGGCGCCGCCGCGGGCAGCCAGCCAGGCCCUCAGAAGCCUCGCAGACGGCCGUGCGCGCGCGCGCGCGCCGUCAGACGGCGGCGUGGGCACAGGCGGGCGGACGCGGUUUGUGCUGUCGCGGACGGAGGACGCUAUUGAUUCGGUGCUUCCCUGUGCGGCAGAGCGCAUGUUCAAGCGGCCCGGCAAGUUUGGCAACCCAGGCGGCCUGCGGUUCACCUACGACGCUUGA
This is a messenger RNA of Monoraphidium neglectum, 402 nucleotides long. RefSeq lists its product as hypothetical. The transcript has a single exon. The record is from RefSeq and is a predicted model, not a curated record. Bases 1 to 402 code for a protein of 133 amino acids. NCBI's taxonomy places the organism in Eukaryota, Viridiplantae, Chlorophyta, Chlorophyceae, Sphaeropleales, Selenastraceae.